Molecule: messenger RNA, 2143 nt
Organism: Pisolithus orientalis
Lineage: Eukaryota; Fungi; Basidiomycota; Agaricomycetes; Boletales; Pisolithaceae
Exons: 4
Coding region: 100-2019 (639 amino acids)
Biological process (GO): positive regulation of transcription by RNA polymerase II
Molecular function (GO): transcription cis-regulatory region binding; metal ion binding
Source: RefSeq, a predicted model, not a curated record
CCUGUGUGGUUGGCUCCCCGCUUCGAGGGAACCACCCCUCAAGGGUCCUAGACGCACCAUACUCUUCGGGAGUGGCUUGCUGACACGAUAAAACCACCUAUGUCGCCUCAGAUGGCUAGUGAACCAACUGGACAAAUGACCCCAAAACGACCUGCUAAGAUGACUUCGACUCAGUCCUUGAAUCACCUCUUGAACUUCACCCUUCCUCCCAGGCACACCCAACCUCAGAGCUUUCCCAGGCGAGGAAAGAAGUCUUCCGGCCAUGGUGUAUGGAAUAAAGAGAGGUUCGUGAACGCACAGUAUCGGUUUGUCAUGAAUCCUGCCGGUGACUAUACAGCGCACUUCGCUGAUCCCGAUAUCUUCUUCCAAUGGCAAGAUAUCUUGCAGGUUAUCAUACCCCGCACAUCAGCCUUCGCGCUAACCACACUAAUAAGCGGAGAAUCUCGUGAGCUUGAAGAAGGGCUGUCCAGCUGCCCCAUUUGCCUGUCCCCACCUGUUGCUCCUCGCAUGACGAAGUGUGGUCACGUGUUCUGCUUUCCCUGUAUCCUGCACUAUUUGAGCAUGUCGAAGACAUCCAAUUGGGCUCGCUGUCCGAUAUGCUUCGACUCGGUCCAUGAGAAACAGCUCAAGAGCGUCAAGUGGCAUGAGCCUCCGACCGGAGAUCAGAAGCCUCUGGUUCCUGGCGCUUCUUCCCCGUCAUCUGUUCGUGAUGACAUCGAAGGCUUACCCGCGACAGGUUCGACCCUACGUAUGCGCCUCAUACGGCGUCCCCAUAUCACUACGUUGGCUCUUCCUCGUUCGCCUACCUGGCCUUCGGACUUGCUUCCUCCUCAUCAAGCGCCAUUCCAUUUCCUUCCAGAUGUCUACAAUUUUUCCAAGUUUAUGCUUGCCACGCCAGAGUACUUGGUUUCUCAUUUGUUACAGGAUCUAGGAGCUCUCGCUGCCGAAAGGCUUUCCUUAGUUGCCAUGAAGGAUGAACUCAGUCUAUUGUUUAUAGAUGCCGCAAGGGAGGAAUUGUGUCACCAAAUCUCACAGGUGUCCAGCCUAGAAUCUCCUCAGCUCGCUUGUACAAUCGCGAAGGCUCGAGCCCAGUGCGAAGAGCUUGAGCGUCGCAAUAUCCAUGUAGUCAACCGUACUGAAUCUCGAAAGAACUCAGGCAGCGUGCUAUCUGAUGUUCCGGUUGAUUUCUUGGCUGUUCAACGCGUUCCGCCUGUUACUUCAUCACCUUCACCUAAUGCUGGCUCGCACGCUGCAACAUCGGGACCAGAGGCCUCCCUUCUUGGCCGUACCCAUAAACUCCGGCGGAAUCUGAACCCGCCUCCCCCCACUACACAAACUUACUACUACUAUCAAGCUGCAUCUGGCCUCCCGGUGUUCCUCCAUCCCCUCGACAUUAAGAUCCUGCAUUCUCAUUUCAAGAGUUACCCCUCGUUCCCGGACGGCAUUACAAUCCGCGUUGAAUCUGCUGUGGAAGGCUCGGUAAAUGAAGACCUCCGCAAGCGUUGCAAGUAUCUGGCGCACAUGCCUGAAGGUGCCGAUGUCGUAUUUGUCGAAGCUGAUCUUGAGGGCGUAGUUGGCAAGGAAGGUUUGACGAAUUUUGAGGGCCCGUUGAAGCAACGCACUGCGCGGCGAAAGGAGAAAGAGAGGAGGGAUGACCGCGCGCGCGCGCGUGCAGAGGAGAAGGCGAAAGAGAGGGAAAGAUUGUUUUCUCGCGAGUCCUCUGUUACUGUGCACGUCGAUCCCCCACCUAGCGUCACCCCACUUCCCGUGGUCGAAGCUGAGAUACAUCCUGACGCAGAGCGCCAUCCUACGUCGGGCGCGUGGGGUUCGAGAAGUUUCGCGUCUGCAUUACAUUCAUCUCCUGCCUCGAGGCCAGCGUCAGUGAACAAGAAUGCCUCCACCGAACUCAAUGAAUGGGAUCUAGACGCAGCUUGGCACGAGCUUGAGCGUAGUGGCGGACGCAAGAAGCACGGAAAGAAACUGGUGUUACUCGGUGGGGGAGGUGGACGUCAGCGUUAGCUGUGGUAUAGACAGAAUACCAAUAGCGGUUCGCAAAGCAAGUGUAACUUACAUACUAUCUAUCACAACCUCAGGCUUCGAACACCAACGGUAUAAAGAAUGCAACCCAAUAUAAUAUCUACGG